AUUGAUGAACUCCCUGAAGGAGCUGUGAAACCUCCAGCAAAUAAAUACCCCAUCUUCUUUUUUGGGACUCAUGAAACUGCGUUCCUGGGGCCCAAAGACCUUUUCCCAUAUAAAGAAUAUAAAGAUAAGUUUGGGAAGUCGAACAAGCGAAAAGGAUUUAAUGAAGGCCUGUGGGAAAUAGAAAACAACCCUGGAGUAAAAUUUACUGGAUAUCAGGCAAUUCAGCAACAGAGCUCAUCAGAAACUGAAGGAGAAGGAGGAAAUACAGCAGAUGCCAGCAGUGAGGAGGAAGGCGAUCGGGUAGAGGAGGAUGGAAAAGGAAAAAGAAAGAAUGAAAAAGCCGGCUCAAAACGGAAAAAAUCCUACACUUCAAAGAAAUCCUCCAAGCAGUCACGGAAAUCUCCUGGAGAUGAAGAUGAUAAGGACUGCAAAGAGGAAGAAAAUAAGAGCAGCUCUGAUGCUGGGGACGCAGGCAAUGACACAAGAAACACUUCUUCAGAUUUGCAGAAAACCAGUGAAGGGACUUAACCAACAUAAUGACUGCUGAAUAUUAAGGGAAAACACAAGAAGGUUACAUGUUUGGUUGUCUAAUAUUCUUGGAUUUGAUAUGAGUCACCACAUCUGUUCAUUAGUACCAUCAACAGCAUCCCAGUUUGUAUGCACAUUAUUCACAUUCCUAUCUGUUGUGUUUGCAGAAAUGACAUUUUUACCCUUUUUUCUAAGGGUUACUUUUUGAUUUUCAUACUACUUGGUUGCAUGAAGUUGCCCUUUACCUUUACCUUUGGCUGAGGUUUAUGAAGAUACUUGAACAUGUUUUAGAUUCCUUUUCUAGACAGAAAAGGCAUAACUCUAAAUUAUAUCAUUCUAAAUCAACAUUUUUUUAAACACAACUGAAUCUUAGAAACGAGUCCUGUCCAUACAAUGCUACAAUAUCUUCCACGUACAAACAUGAUUUUAAAUUUCCCUAUAUCCAUACUUUCUUGAUUUUUUGAUCCGUUUACAACAUAAAAGAAAAAUUCUUCAGUUGAGAUCACCUCCAAGUUCAAUAAUGUAAUAAAAUACCUUUCCUUAUUAGAAGUACCUAGCUAGUUAUACUCUUAAUACUUCUCCAAACCAUGAUGUAAUGUACACUAUCUGACUUAGUUCCUAUAUGUGGAGUUAGUGAAAGUCUUUUUGUGUUUCUUUAGAUUAAUACAAGGAUUUUUUCCAAUGCCAACACAAUUUGAAAUCAUUCAUUUGGAUGCUUUCCAUUUUUAAGCUGACUGUGAUAUAGAACCCUAUGGGAAACCAAAACACAACAUCGAUUUUAAACUACGAAAGGCUUAAAAAAGGAUGCUGUCAUUCUGGCUUUUCUUUUCCUUUUGGAAAUAGAACUAGACUAGUAAGUAAGCAUUCCAAAUCCAUUACUCUGUGUACAUUAUUGUUGCUAUUGUGAUAAUAGAGAUUUUUAUUUAUUUUUAUGCCAGCUUUUAUUGUGAAAACAUAUUUAGUCUGGUUUUAUCAAUCCUUGUUAUGCUUGUCUUUGGAACAUCUUUUGCGUAUUCAAGGUUUGUAGUUGAUGAGUUUACUGUAAAAAACUAAAAAAAAAAAAAACCACGAGAAAAAAAAACUUAAAAAACAAAACAAAACAAAAA
Molecule: messenger RNA, 1634 nt
Organism: Acanthisitta chloris (rifleman)
Lineage: Eukaryota; Metazoa; Chordata; Aves; Passeriformes; Acanthisittidae
Gene: HDGFL3
Product: hepatoma-derived growth factor-related protein 3
Exons: 5
Biological process (GO): regulation of transcription by RNA polymerase II
Cellular component (GO): nucleus
Molecular function (GO): transcription coregulator activity; double-stranded DNA binding
Source: RefSeq, a predicted model, not a curated record